AUGGCCGUCUCAUACAUUCACCCCAUGUACCGGCUCUUCUUUCAAAAAAUAGAGCCUGCCAUCACACUCUGGACCGGCUAUGUCAACCUCCGCAACCGCACACUCGGCGGAACCUUGCUCUUCAGCAGGAUCAGCAGCGAAGAACACUAUUACCUGUUUCGAGACCAGUUCGUGCUCGAGCAGAUGCUAAGCCUCAUGACGGCAUUGAUGGCCAUGGCCGCAAUCGUCAUGUACUACGCGGACGACGUCCGACUAUGGCGUCGAUGCCAACUUGUGCUUUUGAUAUGGAACUUGGCGUGCUUGAAGGGAACUUCUGACGUGACGGUGGAGUGCAUUUACUGUGUAGAGCUGUGCACCGUAUUGGUGAUUAUACGGCUCAUGUUUUUGUUUAAUGUUGGGAACCGGGUGCGAGGCAGCUAUGUCGAGAAUGGCGUUUUGAGAAGGCUGUAG
Molecule: messenger RNA, 450 nt
Organism: Trichoderma asperellum CBS 433.97
Lineage: Eukaryota; Fungi; Ascomycota; Sordariomycetes; Hypocreales; Hypocreaceae
Source: RefSeq, a predicted model, not a curated record